AUCUUCGUCGUUACAUCAGUGUUGAGGUUGGUGGGGUGUUACUUAAGAGGGAAGGUGCUGAUAGGUGCUGUAGUCAGAUUGAAGUUAUUUGCUAAGGUAGUGAAGGAUACUCGUGAGCCAUGGACCAACCUGUGAAGCUGUUUCGUAUGGCUGAAGUUGCGAAGUGCAAUGACAGUAAACAGACUUAUAUUGUGAUACACAAUGCUGUGUACGACGUAACUGCCUUUUUAAAUGAGCACCCAGGUGGUGAAGAAGUUUUAUUGGAUCAAGCUGGGAAAGAUGGUACUGAAGCAUUUGAAGAUGUUGGCCAUUCUACUGAUGCAAGGGACAUGAUGACUAAGUACAAAAUUGGUGAACUAGUGGAGGAAGAUCGUGUUGAAACAAAAGUAAAACCUCCAGUGAACUGGGAUACUGAUAAGGAAACGAGUAACAGUUCUUGGAAAUCGUGGAUCAUCCCUGUUGCAUUGGGAGUUGUGGCAACAAUUUUGUACAGAUCAUAUUUUAUAGCACAGGGUCACUAACCCUAAUGUACCUUUUCAUAUGAAGAAAUGGAUGGAUGUUUAAAAUAUACAAGGGAGUUACUUGUUCUUCAUGGAGAUAAUUUAGUAGAAUAUCCAGUGAAGAGUGAGUGAGCGUUUCUGAGAGUAUCUGUAACAAACAAUAAAAAAAAAAAAAUACACAAUA
Molecule: messenger RNA, 684 nt
Organism: Schistocerca serialis cubense
Lineage: Eukaryota; Metazoa; Arthropoda; Insecta; Orthoptera; Acrididae
Gene: Cyt-b5
Product: cytochrome b5
Exons: 4
Coding region: 120-521 (133 amino acids)
Cellular component (GO): membrane; intracellular membrane-bounded organelle
Molecular function (GO): heme binding
Source: RefSeq, a predicted model, not a curated record